AUGCCCAUCCUGGUGCGGACGGCGGAAGCGAAAGACCGGGAAGGCCUCCUACGACAAGCAUUGGAGCAUCCAGACUCUGAGUUGGAGGUGCACGGGAGUUUCGUUUCUUGGCGACCGCGUGCUUCGAAGCUGCGCCAAGGGGUGGAGCAGCUGUUUGCGGAUACACAGGAAUCCCGACUGCAAGUGAAGCUUGCGCAAAGCGCGACGGGCGAGAUUCCGUUGGCAUGGAUUGUUGGAAAGUAUGCAGAUAGGUUCGGCUUUGGGAGCCAGGAUGCCCGGUCAUCCGAGGUGGGGGCAGAAGAGCUCGCAAAAGCGCUGGCUGACUCUCAGAUGCUGAUCGUCGACCGUCGGCGCUUGACCGUCCGAGUUCGCGGGCGGAACCCGGAAGUGGCGCCCGAAGAUGUCUCAGGCGUACGUCCGGAGGGCCCGGCAGAGAUGCGAGAGGUGAGCGAGAGGAAGACUUCCACGCGCUCCGGCCUCGGCGAAGCCCUGAUGAGGACCCUCGCUUACGAGUGUUACCGCUAUGAGGUGCCCUGCAACGCUGGCACGCUGCCUCCGUUCCCACCCUGGGUUCUGGAGGCCCGGCCCCCUCCGGCCAGAGCCCCGGCGCCGGCCUCCACGCCAAAGGCCGCUGCGAAGACCUCCAGCUCGCCGCCGGCGAAAAGCUCCGCGGUCCGGCCUGAGACGGCGCUGCCUCCACCGAGAACCCAGCCGGAGACGAGGGCGCCUGCACCGCGCCCUGGAGAGAACUUCACGGAUGUGCUGCGACAUCGGGCUGAGGCUGUCCGUGCAGUGCACCGGAGCCAGCACUGGCAGCAAUAUCAGCUGCAGCAGCAAAGGGACAUGGAGCUGGCCAAUGCUCAGACCGAGGAGGAGAGACGAAGAGCCGAGAUCGGCCUGCAAAUUGCGGUCCUCCUCUCGGACAAAGUCGUCGAGGCGUUUCAACAAGCCUGUUGGAUUUCGGCCCAGCGUGGGUCCCAGGAUAUUCAGUGGUGGUGCGAGCCGACAAAAAGCGAGCUCGCUGCAGGUAUCGGCAAAGAGCUCCGAUACUUCGAUCCACCAUUACUGGAGAGGGAGGUGCGACGACGACUCCACAACCUCGGUUUCGCGCACGCAACAACCUCGGUGACAUGGAGCGAUGCAGACGACCGUCUGUGCAUUGACACCAGCUGGGGGAUGCUCAACGUGGUGGAGGAAAUGCUGGACUGGCCCUGCUUCGGCUGA
This is a messenger RNA of Symbiodinium sp. CCMP2592, 1224 nucleotides long. The record is from the annotation of a GenBank genome assembly. Lineage: Eukaryota; Dinophyceae; Suessiales; Symbiodiniaceae.